Molecule: messenger RNA, 684 nt
Organism: Thlaspi arvense
Lineage: Eukaryota; Viridiplantae; Streptophyta; Magnoliopsida; Brassicales; Brassicaceae
Source: the annotation of a GenBank genome assembly
ACCUCUCAACAUGGAGACCUUUCACCUGUCAAUCUUAACCCCACCCUAAAUUCCUGCCAAAAUGACCUCCGGGAACUGGAUCCCAAUUCAAACCGCCCCACCAUUAAUCCGGCGCCACACGAGUCGCUACUACGUGAACCGGGUCCGAGAAAGCCUCCACAGCCGAAUCUCCAAACCAUCAUUGCCUUCAUUCUGUGGCUAGCUCUCCGGCCACACCGGCCUAGGAUUCAUAUCCGGGAUUUUUCUAUAUCGGGUCUGGCCAAUCAAAACGGGUACAUGAACACCACCGCGAUGUUCAAUAUCACGGCUCUAAACCCGAACCAGAAUAUUGGGAUUUACUACGAUGCCAUGCAGGUGAACCUAGAGUACAACUCUCAAACUAUUGGCACGGCCAAGUUGCUAUAUCCAUUUUUUGAGAGGCCACACAAUAUGACAGUGCUCUACGGCGUGUUCACCAGGGAAAUGCUGGCCGUGAAAAAGGAGCACUGGAAGCAAUUUCUUGCAGAUCGCGACCGGGGACCUGUGGCUUUUCAACUUAAGAUAACGUCCGUAAUCCGGUUUAAGUUGUUUUCUUGGCGUUCCAAGCGCCAUAAAAUGCAUUCCCUCUGUCAAGCCGGGGCGGACCGGGAGGGCUUGAUCUUACCUAGUUAUAAAAAUAAGAGGUGCAAUGCUUAUUUUACAUGA